Mangifera indica (mango) is the source of this 1968-nucleotide messenger RNA. RefSeq names its product alpha-L-fucosidase 1-like. The transcript is spliced from 3 exons. Gene Ontology annotation, molecular function: alpha-L-fucosidase activity. Gene Ontology annotation, biological process: glycoside catabolic process; fucose metabolic process. Bases 186 to 1652 code for a protein of 488 amino acids. The record is from RefSeq and is a predicted model, not a curated record. NCBI's taxonomy places the organism in Eukaryota, Viridiplantae, Streptophyta, Magnoliopsida, Sapindales, Anacardiaceae. Gene Ontology annotation, cellular component: lysosome.
CAUAACAGACAAAAGAAUGAAAGCAAAUUCCAAUCAAAAGCUUGGUUACACUCAGCUUCUUCUUUCUCCUUUGGCUCUGGUUCAUCAUACAACCCAUCUCCACAAAGCUAGUUUUCUUUCACUAAUUGCUUCUGUAUAGAGAGACAGAGAAUCAGCGAGCAAAGAGAGACGAUAAUCGGGUGAUCAUGACUAAGUUACUGUAUUUUUUACUCACCAUAACGUUGUUUCAGCAAUUAGGAUAUGUUAUUUCUCGACGAGAGCAAGUUAUAACACCACCAUUGCCUGUGUUGCCACUGCCAUCUUAUUCUCAACUAAAAUGGCAACAAAGAGAGCUCAUAAUGUUCGUCCACUUUGGAGUCAACACAUUCACCGACUCUGAAUGGGGCACUGGGAAAGAAAACCCAGCUAUAUUUAACCCAGUUGGGUUUGAUGCGAACCAGUGGAUCAGUGCAGCCAUGGACGCAGGAGUUUCUCUUGUCAUACUAACGGCAAAACACCAUGAUGGAUUUUGCUUGUGGCCUUCAAAAUACACUGACCAUUCUGUCAAACUUAGUCCCUGGAAAAAUGGAACUGGUGACGUGGUGGAAGAGUUCGUAAAUGCUGCUAAAGCUCGUGGAGUCGAUGUGGGAUUGUAUUUAUCUCCAUGGGAUAGCCAUGAUCAGAGAUAUGGCAAUGAUUUACAGUAUAACGAAUACUACUUAGCUCAACUGCAAGAGCUACUCGCCAGAUAUGGAAACUUAAGAGAGAUUUGGUUCGAUGGAGCCAAGGGUUCAAAUGCACCAAACAUGUCAUAUUAUUUUUCAGAGUGGUUCGCCAUGGCGAAGGAGUUGCAGAGCUCCAUUAACAUAUUUUCUGAUGCGGGUCCGGAUGUUAGAUGGGUUGGUAAUGAAAACGGGUCUGCUGGAAGCACUUGCUGGUCGACCAUCAAUCGCACCUCUCUUUCAAUCGGAAAUGGAAGCAUUGUUGAUUAUUUAAACACUGGUGAUCCAGAAGGGACAAACUGGUUGCCGGCUGAAUGCGAUGUUUCAAUCAGAACUGGAUGGUUUUGGCAUAUAUCAGAAUCACCAAAGAAGCUAAGUAAUCUACUUGAAAUAUACUAUAAUUCAGUGGGGCGAAACUGCGUGAUGCUGCUUAAUGUGCCUCCUAACUCAACCGGGCUAAUCUCUGACAUUGACGUGCAAAGAUUGAGGGAAUUCAGAAAGGCCAUUGACACAAUAUUUUCAGAAAAUUUAGCUGACAAAUGCACCAUUGAAGCCAGCAGCCAAAGGGGAGGCAAAGACGGCGGUUUUGGCCCAGAAAAUGCACUAGACACCGACCAUUUAUGGACAUACUGGGCUCCAGGAGAUGACAAAAAUGAAGGGCACUGGAUUCAAAUCAAUGCUCAAGAUCAAAAGGGGUUGAAAUUUAAUGUGAUCAGAAUUCAAGAAGCGAUUGGGCUUGGUCAGAGGAUCAAAGAACAUGUAGUUUACGUUGAUGGCAAACUGGUGGCAAAAGGGAGCACAGUUGGGUACAAGAAACUCCACAGGCUUGAAAAUGGAGUGGAAUAUGGCCAUGUUGUGAAGAUAAAAGUCACGAAAUCUAGGGCACCGCCUUUAAUUUCUUCAAUCGGUUUGCAUUUUGACCCUUAUUGGCACCCAAAUGAUGGGCAGUGACCUGAAUUACGGCCUUUUCCAUUUGUUUUGCAUGUGUUUGGGGGCCAUGCCCACGCUCUUCUGUUUAAUCUCUUUUGUCUUAUGUCAACAAAGUGUAAAGCCAUUGUAAUGUAGCCAAGGUCACACAAAGCCAAAAAGGAAUAAAAGAAUAUGAGUCUCCAGUAUUUCAGCUUGUGGGGUGGGGUAGUUUCUUUUUAUUUUUCUUCCCCGUGAAUUUUCUGUUCAUCCUUGUAUGACUAUCUCUCUCCUAAAAAAUUAAAAAGACAAACAGAAAAAUCAUCAAUGAUUUAGAGUUUGAAAAGAUUGUUAUUUAUUA